Messenger RNA from Morus notabilis, 471 nucleotides. RefSeq lists its product as uncharacterized. Bases 1 to 471 code for a protein of 156 amino acids. The record is from RefSeq and is a predicted model, not a curated record. Lineage: Eukaryota; Viridiplantae; Streptophyta; Magnoliopsida; Rosales; Moraceae. The transcript is spliced from 2 exons.
AUGGACAGUCCAUUCUCUAGAGGAGCUCGUAACAUUUUCGGUUGGAGAAAGGAGGAGGGGAGGUUUGUGCUCAAUCUGAAGAAGUGUUUGUUUUUCCGGGACUCUGUGGAAUAUUUGGGACACCGCAUUUCACAAGAGGGCGUGGCGACAGAUCCGGGAAAGAUACGAGAUAUGGUUGAGUGGCCAAUUCCAACCACAGUAAAAGGAGUACGUGGCUUCCUGGGUUUGAUAGGCUACUACCGCCGUUUUGUUAAGAAUUAUGGCACUAUUGCGCGGCCCCUGACAUAUUUGCUAAAAAAUGGGGAGUUCACUUGGUCUGAGGAGGCGCAGCAGGCGUUCCAGGAACUUAAGCAAUGGAUGACGCAGACUCCAGUCCUUGCCUUACCCGAUUUCACUGAAACAUUUGGGGUUGAGACGGAUGCUUCAGGGGCAGGGAUAGGGGCGGUUUUAUUGACCGGUGGCUUACUUUAG